AUGCCGAUUCGUCUCGCAAGGUAUUCAGACCUGGAGGCAAUCUCCUCGACGCUUGCAGAGGGCUUCCAUGAAGAGGAGGUUAUGGGCCCUCUCCUACAUCCGCUGCGUCGAGAAUAUCCAAACGAUUAUUUGAACUAUUGGCGGCGGAAGUGCUGGGAGAAAUGGUGGAAUUACUCGUACGUCUUCGUCGUUAGCUAUAUAGAACAAGACGAGAAGCCAGAGGCAGCGGAUGAAGCAUCCUCGGAUGAUCGAAAAGAUGAUAGGAGCGCAGAAGAGCCUAGCAGGCCCCCGAGAGAGACUAUAACUGGCGUUGCUCAGUGGCAUCGCAUGGGACCCGGCUGGGAGUCCGUCUGGAAGCCACUUGGCAAAUGGGAUCCAACCCCCAACCGAGCUGCUUCCAGACCUCCUCAGCUCACCGAAGAGUCUGUCCGGCAAGCACUUAUCAAGGCUCUAGGGGCCCUGUAUGCAUCGCCUCCGCAUCGUCUGACCAACUGGUCCCUGAACUGCCUUGCUGUGCGGCCAAAGUACCAGAGACUUGGCCAUGGUCGUGAGCUGGUGGCCUGGGGAGUCGACAGGGCGCGAGAAGAAGGUAUCGCAGCCAGUGUGCUUGCAGCCAAGGGCAAAGACACCUUCUAUCGUAGAUGUGGAUUUACCGAGCUGGCAGGAUGGGCUACAGACGGCGAAGGGAAUCCUCUCAAGGGGGUGGUCGAAGGGGGUGCCGUCAUGUUCACGCGGGUAAAGGAAGACGAUUUAUGA
Molecule: messenger RNA, 756 nt
Organism: Trichophyton benhamiae CBS 112371
Lineage: Eukaryota; Fungi; Ascomycota; Eurotiomycetes; Onygenales; Arthrodermataceae
Exons: 2
Coding region: 1-756 (251 amino acids)
Molecular function (GO): acyltransferase activity, transferring groups other than amino-acyl groups
Source: RefSeq, a predicted model, not a curated record